Molecule: messenger RNA, 3277 nt
Organism: Triticum urartu
Lineage: Eukaryota; Viridiplantae; Streptophyta; Magnoliopsida; Poales; Poaceae
Source: RefSeq, a predicted model, not a curated record
AUGACGCGGGUGUCCCAAGGCAGCCUGAUCAGGGCCAUCCGGUGGCUCGAGGUUAGUUGUGCAGCAGCCGGUCCUGGACAUGGACCCAGCUCGAAGCGAAGCUCGAGGAAGCCGUCAGUAAGAUCAGCGGCACAGAUCCAUCGUCUUCCUCACCAUGGGUGUACCACCACUGCCAAGCUCCUGCUCAUAUGCAUCCUAGCUGCCAUCAACUUGCUGGCCUCCGAUGCACUUCAGCUCGGGCCAACCGGCGGUUCGGCCAGCGCGAGCUGCAUAGCGCGGGAGCGGGACGCCCUGCUGUCCUUCAAGCGCGGCAUCACCAGCGACCCCAUGGGCGUCCUUGACUCUUGGCACAAGGAAGAAUGCUGCCAAUGGAGUGGCGUCAAGUGCAGCAACCGAACCGGCCAUGUCCUUAGGCUUCAUCUUCGUAAUCUGCAUGUGGACACGGUCCCGCUCAAUGGAUUGAGCAUCGCUGGAUACUACAGAGACACAGCUUUGGUUGGCCAGAUAAGUAAUUCUUUGCUCUCCAUGGAUCGUCUUGUGCACCUUGAUCUUAUUAUGAAUUAUCUCGAGGGCCCAAGUGGCCGUAUGCCGCAGUUCUUGGCCUCUGUGACGAGAUUGAGAUAUCUCAACCUCUCCGGCGUACCAUUUUCUGGCAGAGUGCCCCCUCAGCUCGGCAACCUCUCAAAUUUGCAGCAUCUUGACCUCUCAAGGAAUGAUCGUAUGUACUCAAAAGAUAUUUCAUGGGUAGCACGCAUCCCUAAUUUGCAGUCUCUUGGAAUGAAUGGGGUAAACCUCAGCACAAUAGUUGAUUGGCCUUAUGUCGUCAACAUGGUCCCUUCUUUGAAGGCCCUCGAUCUUGGGGGUUGCUCUCUUCAAAUCGCAAAUCAUUCACUCCCACAUAUUAACCUCACCAAACUGGAGAAGCUUGAUCUCUCCGGCAACAGUUUUGCCCACCCAAUGGCAAGGAGUUGGUUUUGGAGUUUGACAGGCCUCCGACAUCUUUACCUUGCCGACACUCAACUAUACGGUCAAGCUCCUGAUGCACUGGCACAUAUGACAUCCCUCCAAGUCCUUGAUUUGUCAGUUAAUAAUAACAUGGUGAUGAUGAAUACAAGCUUCAGAAACCUAUGCAAUCUGAGAAUCCUGGACCUUUCUUCUUGUAGAAUUAAUGGAAAUAUAAAGGAUAUUAUAGGGAGGAUGCCCCAAUGUCCCUUGAACAAACUACAGGAGUUACGUUUGCGCUACACCAAUAUUACCGGAAUCAUGCCGGAUCAGACAGCACAUUUGACCAGCUUAUCCAUUCUUGACAUCUCUUAUAACAACCUAAGUGGACACAUACCACGAGGGGUUGGGCUGCUCUCUAGUUUAAGCAUCCUUGAUCUCUCUAACAACAAUCUCAAUGGACCUGUGCCAUCUGAGAUCGGCAUGCUCGGCAAUUUGACCUUUAUGGAUCUCAGCAGGAACAACUUGAUUGGUGACUUCACUGAAGAACAUUUCACAAGUCUAACGAGGCUAAAGGUGUUGCGUUUAGGUCGGAAUUCUUUGAGACUUACAUUUGGCCUCGAUUGGAUACCACCCUUUAGUUUAGAAGUCGCAGAUCUUGGCUCUUCCCAACUGGGCCCUUCGUUUCCUGCAUGGCUUCAGUCUCAAGUGGACAUUUGGCUGAUGGAUAUAUCUAGCACAGUUAUAGUUGAUAGGCUUCCUGACUGGUUCAACACGACAUUUGCAAAGGUCAGAUAUCUAGACAUCUCCAACAAUGAAAUAAGUGGCAGGUUGCCAAGAAACAUGGAAUUCAUGUCAAUGGAAAAUUUCUUUAUCAAUUCAAAUAAACUAACCGGUGAAAUCCCCAACUUACCAAGAAAUAUUACCACCUUGGACUUGUCUGGAAACUCUUUAUCCGGAAAUUUGCCAUCAAACAUUGGGAUUACAUAUUUGAGUUCAUUAUGGCUACGCUCCAAUCAAAUAACUGGCCGUAUUCCUAAAUCUCUCUGCAAAGUGGAAGCCUUGAACUCCUUGGACUUAAGCAACAAUCUUUUGGAGGGACAACUUCCUCAGUGUUUUGGGGUGAUGGACAUUGGCUUUCUCAUGUUGAGUAACAAUAGAUUCUCUGGCAACUUCCCAUCGUUUCUAAAAAGAUUGAGACAAUUGAAGUCUCUAGAUCUAUCACAUAAUAGUUUUUCCGGAAGGUUGCCAUUGUGGAUUGGAGAGUUGGCUGAAUUAAGAUUUCUGGGGCUAAACCAUAAUACAUUUUCUGGAGAAAUCCCACCUACCAUCUCAAAUCUUAGUCACCUUCGCCAUCUGAACCUAGCAGGCAAUGGCUUAUCAGGUGCCAUACCGUGGCAUAUGUCAAAUAUCACGGCCAUGAUAGGAAUGGACAAAAGCAAUUAUGAGAAUGAGCUAUUUUUUGACGGUUACUUGGGUACGUUCCAUACACUUGAUUUUUCCUCUGCGGUCAUCAAGGGACGAGAACUUAAUUAUAGUUCUGGCAUUUGGGAUUUGGUGAGCAUUGACCUAUCUUUCAACCAAUUAACUGGGGUAAUACCAGAAGAAAUAGCUGCUCUUGAUGCAUUGAUAAACUUGAAUCUAUCAUGGAACCAAUUGAGUGGGAAAAUCCCAAAUAAGAUUGGGGCCUUGCAGGCAUUGGAAUCACUUGACCUCUCAAGGAGCAUGCUUUCUGGCGGAAUCCCUUCGAGCCUAUCAGAUAUAACCUAUUUGAGCUACUUGGACCUGUCUGAUAACAAUCUAACAGGGAGAAUACCAUCAGGACGUCAGCUUGACACCCUCUACACACAGCAACCUUCCAUGUACAGCGGCAACAGUGGUCUUUGUGGGUUUCCUCUUCCAAUCAGUUGCCCGGGAAAGAAUGCAACAAGGAAAGAUGAUCAAAAAAGGAAUGAACAUUCCUUUGAGCCAAUGACCUUUUAUUUUGGACUUGCUCUGGGAUUUAUUCUGUGUCUCUGGGUGGUGUUUUGCAUCUUGUUGUUUAAGAAAGCAUGGAGAACUGCUUAUUUCUGCAUGGUUGACAAGACAUAUGAUCAGAUGUAUGUGUUUUCCGUUCUUACAUGGAAAAGCUGGGCUAGAAAGUGAACUACAAAUUGAGUAAGAGCUCUGAAGAAGCAUGAAGCAGCAUAUUAGGCUGGGAUUUGUAUUUCCUUGAAGUUAAUGUAAAGGAUAUUGAUGAUUUGUAAUUGUCUAUGCGUGUAUGAUAAUACUUUUGAGCUUCUGUAUUUGCUACUGUUCAGAUGUUUUGCUAAUUGUUUGUGUAUGAUAAUACUUU